Messenger RNA from Aethina tumida (small hive beetle), 720 nucleotides. RefSeq names its product larval cuticle protein A2B-like. The transcript is spliced from 2 exons. NCBI's taxonomy places the organism in Eukaryota, Metazoa, Arthropoda, Insecta, Coleoptera, Nitidulidae. The record is from RefSeq and is a predicted model, not a curated record. Bases 7 to 603 code for a protein of 198 amino acids. Gene Ontology annotation, cellular component: extracellular matrix.
CGCAAUAUGACAUUCAAAGUAGUGGUAUUUGCUGCGUUUGUAGCCGUCGCCCAAGCCGGAAUUCUAAAUGGACCAGUAGGAUACCCAGCCCCUGUUGCUCCUUUGUCCUAUUCUACACCGUUUGCGUACUCCGCCCCAGUUGCCCAUGUAGCCGCCCCAUUAGCUUACACCUCACCUCUAACUACCGUAGCUAAAGUAGCCGCCCCUGUGGCAGUCGCCAAAACCGUCGUACAGGAAGAAUACGACCCCAACCCCCAGUACUCCUUCGGAUACGAAGUGCAAGACGCUCUGACCGGAGACAGCAAGGGACAAGUUGAGACCCGCAACGGAGAUGCAGUACAAGGAUCUUACUCAGUUGUAGAUCCAGAUGGUACCAAACGUACCGUCGAAUACACCGCCGAUCCUCUGAACGGAUUUAACGCUGUGGUCCACAAGGAACCUCUUGUAGCAAGUCCAGCAUCCGUGGCGUACGCUGCUCCAGCUCCUGUGGCAUACGCCGCUCCAGCCUCCGUGGCAUAUGCAGCUCCAGCCUCCGUGGCAUAUGCAGCUCCAGCAAUCGCGAAAGUUGCGAAAUUCGGCGCUCCCCUGACUUACUUGCACUGAUUUUAGUUGUAGUAUUGUAUUUAUUAUUCAAUAUACCUUUAUUGUUUAAGUUAUUGUCUUUUAAUUGUAAAGAAGAUAUUGUUGGGUACAAGUUCAAUGCCUAUUCAACAACUCAUA